GUUUUGAAGAAAAAAAGGGAGUCGCUCAGUUUCUGGUAUUCGUGAGAUCUCCUCCUUCGAUGGAUAAAUCUCACCUUCUUCAAUCUAUCGGCCAUGCCUCAGUCACCGAUUUGAUUCUGUGGAAGAACAAACGCGGUGGGAUUCUUCUGCUCGGAUCAGCGACGUGGUUAUGGUUCCUCUUCGAGAAAUGUGGUUAUAGUUUCUUCCCCUUUGUCGCCAACAUUCAGCUACUUCUCGUCGUUAUACUCUUCCUCUGGGCCAAAUCUGCCAUUCUAUUCAAUAGGCCUAUGCCUGAACUUCCUAAUCUUGAAAUCUCGAAAGCAUCUCUUCUUAUGGUUGCUGAUCCUCUACGACUCUUAAUCAAUACUCUUCUCUCAAUUGCUCGUGAUAUUUACGUUAACAGAAACGCCAAACAACUCUUCCGGAUUAGUGUUGUGUUGUGGACUGUAUCACUUGUUGGCAGUUUCUUCAACUUCUUCACAAUACUCUAUCUUGGUAUUGUUCUCUGUAUGUUGAUUCCCAUUCUGUACGAGAGGUACCAGCAUCACAUUGAUGAGAAGCUAUCUGUCACACAUCGUAUGAUUCAAACACAAUACAGAAAGAUUGACGAAAGAUUACUACAGAAGCUUAUUGCUAAGCCCACAAGCAAGAUAAAGAAGAUGCAAUAGAAUACACCAAGGUGAUACUCUUUUAUGACCGAGUAAAGAUGCAACAGAAAGACGUAACAAACUUUGAGUAUAGAUGAAUAGAGGUAUUGAGACUUGAAAGUCUUAUACCACAGAAGUGUAAUGUAGUUUUGUCACUUGAGUCAACGCUUCAUUUGAUUCUCUUUAUAGGAACUGAACACGUGGGAUUAACAAGUCCAUGACUAUGUGUAACUUCGGGAAUUAUUGGUGACUCUAAUUGGAAUAUGGGCCUUUUUC
Messenger RNA from Eruca vesicaria subsp. sativa (arugula), 923 nucleotides. The record is from the annotation of a GenBank genome assembly. Lineage: Eukaryota; Viridiplantae; Streptophyta; Magnoliopsida; Brassicales; Brassicaceae.